AUGGCCCACACCCGAAUCUCCAUGUACAUGCCCCCUGACAUCAACCCUACCCAGGCUGCCAUUGCCUACGGUUGCCGGGCCCUGCCCAAGCUCAAUGAAGAAUUGCAGUCAGAGGACCUGCGGACCAGACAGAAAGCUCUCAUGGCGCUGUGUGAUCUCAUGCAUGAUCCUGAGUAUGUCUACGAUGCCAUCAAGAUAGGCUGCCUGGAGAGCCUGAAGGCCUUGCUUAAGGAUGUUGAUCCCAUGGUGAGGAUAAAGACCACCGAGGUGCUCCACAUCAUGGCUACCCACAAUGUGGGCAGGGAUGGCUUGUUGGAGCAUGAUAUCAUUGUGGCCCUGUCCUUCCUGCUGAACGACCCCCAGCAGCUCUGCCGGGAGAACCUGCACCUUGUGUACAAGCACCUGUCCCAGAUACCUACAGGGGUCCAGAGCAUCGUCAGCAGUGGCCUGAUCCCCUCACUGGUAUGGAAACUGCAGCGGGAGGAGGAGGCGUCAGUCCAGAUGCUCAUCCUGGACACUCUGGCGGCCUGCCUUCAGGAGGAUGCUGCUGCUGUUGAGGCCCUAGACAACCGCGUGGUGCCCUUCCUCAAGGAGCUGCUCCUUAGCAACUGUGAUGACAUCCGCAGCAAGGCUGCCCAUGCCCUCAUGGCUGUCUGUAUCCCUCUGGAAGGCAAGAACCAGGUGUGGCAGUAUGAUGUGAUUCCCAUCCUGGUGCACCUGCUGAAGGACAAGGCUGAGGAGGUGCAGGCCAAUGCUGCUGGGGCCCUGAUGUAUGCGGCAGUUACCACUGCAGGGAAGUAUGCAGCUCUGGACGCAGAGGCCAUUUCUCCACUGCUAGAGCUACUGUGCUCGUCCAUGAGCAGUGUGCGUCUUAAUGCCCUCAAGGCCCUCACAAUGCUGGCUGAGGCCCCUGAGGGCCGCCGUUACCUGCAGGCCCACGUGCCCACCUUCCGAAUCUGUGAGAUGGAUGUUAACCAGGCCGUGCAACAGGCAGCCCACAUCGCCAUCCAGGUCAUUGAGUGGAAGCCCUGA
Molecule: messenger RNA, 1032 nt
Organism: Chrysochloris asiatica (Cape golden mole)
Lineage: Eukaryota; Metazoa; Chordata; Mammalia; Afrosoricida; Chrysochloridae
Gene: RSPH14
Product: rhabdoid tumor deletion region gene 1
Exons: 6
Coding region: 1-1032 (343 amino acids)
Molecular function (GO): protein binding
Source: RefSeq, a predicted model, not a curated record